Molecule: messenger RNA, 849 nt
Organism: Staurois parvus
Lineage: Eukaryota; Metazoa; Chordata; Amphibia; Anura; Ranidae
Source: the annotation of a GenBank genome assembly
AUGUUAAAGGACAAGAGAGUAAUCAUUACUGGAGCAAGCUCUGGCAUUGGGGAGCAGAUGGCUUAUCACCUGGCUAGGAUGGGAUCCCACAUAUUAAUAACUGCUCGCACUGAAGAGAAACUCAAAAAGGUUGUAGAAAAGUGUACAAAGCUCGGAUCAGCAUCUGCUUAUUAUAUACAUGGAAGCAUGGACAACAUGACUUUUGCUAAACAAGUAGUUCAUGAAGCAGAACGUUUAUUUGGUGGACUGGACAUGCUCAUUUUGAACCACAUUGGUUUCACAUACUUUGGUUUCUUCGAUGGAGAUGUGGAUCACAUAAGGAAACUACUGGAAAUUAACUUUCUAAGUUAUGCAACUAUGACGGUGGAGGCGCUUCCAAUGCUAAAAGCAAGUGGUGGCAACAUUGUGGUGGUCUCCUCCUUUGCUGGUAAAGUUGGAUUACCUCUCACUGUGCCUUAUUCUAGCACCAAGUUUGCUCUUGAUGGUUUCUUCAGCUCACUGAGAAUGGAGUUCCACCACCAGAAAGUUAACGUCUCCAUUACAUUGUGUGUUCUCAGCUAUAUUGACACAGAUUCUGCUUUAAAUACCGUUUCACAUGUGAUUCAGCAGCCUGCUGCUCCAAAGGAGGAAUGUGCUUAUGAAAUUAUUAAAGGCGGAGCCCUGCGUCAGAGGGAAGUAUAUUACCAGUAUGUAGCCACCAAGAUCCCAAUGCUCUUAAGAGACUGGGCCCCUGAAUUUUUAGAAUAUCUUGUGCUUAAAAAACUACAACGUGGAUGCACUCAGCAAGAAGGAAUGAAAAAUGAUGAGUCAGCAAAGGAAUUAAAAAAAACACGCUAUUGCAAAAUAUGA